Molecule: messenger RNA, 618 nt
Organism: Adineta steineri
Lineage: Eukaryota; Metazoa; Rotifera; Eurotatoria; Adinetida; Adinetidae
Source: the annotation of a GenBank genome assembly
AUGAUGCAUUCCUUUCCAAUACCAUUACUAUUUAUUAGCCUAUCUACAAUUAUAUUUCAAAUCAACAGUUAUCCAUCGACCGUGAAUACAAAUCUCGAUAGUUUACCUCCUAGUCAAAUUAAUCGUCUCUGCUCAUAUAUAUCCAGUAUUGAAACAACAAAGAAUCAAUUACCGGAGAAACGUUUUGCUGUGCCCUUUCCGGAUAUGCAUAGGUUUUUAUCAACAAGUCAUAGACUUCAUCAUCAUGACGGUAGUAUCAGAGGUGGAUCAGAAAUAGGAACUAAGAAGGAUUUUCAUGCUUAUUUAUGCAGUAUUUCUAAAGAUUCGGACGAAAUGUCAAAUUUUAUUAAUAUAUUUAUUGAAGAACAUGGGCAACAACCAGCUUUUGAUUUAUUUGAAUCAUGCGAACAAGUAGUUAAACGCGAUGACAUUGAAAUAGAAUCAGCAAGUCGACUGAGAGAACUUUCACAAAUUUGUUCAUCACGUUUUAAUAAACGAUGGAGUGGUUCAGUUAGAGGACCUAUAGCAAUUGAUUAUAUAAAUCAAAUGCUUGAAGCACGCAAAGUUAAAACGUAUCCAUAUUCAGCUGAAAUGGAUCCAUAUUUAGUAGGAAGAUAA